GAAAUACCGUCACGGUGGAACUUGCAAAGCCUGCCACGUAAUGUGUACAAAACACACCACAUGGUAGCUGCAACGAUAUCAUCACGGGGUAGAUACGAUGUAGAUUUUGCAGAGAAGCAGCUUACAUUGUAUACUUAUAAGCAAGUGCUAUUGGCUGAUAUGACAGCCAAUUUCCCCGCAAAGAUCAUGUCACCCAUACUGCAGACUAAAACGCCGAUGCACUUUCUUAACCCGAAUAAAGAUGCAUUGGUUGCUGAUUUUGUGGGCAAACCACUCGAUGGUCUAAGAACACCCGCCUUCGUCGUGGACCGCGCGGUGUUCGCAGAUAACUGCAGGAAGAUGCACGAGAAUGCCAGGAGCUGGGGGGCAACUUUUAGAGCACACUUGAAGACACACAAGACAGUCGAAGGAACGAAAAUGCAGCUAGUUUCAGAUGUCAGCAAAACUUCUGCGGUCGUUGUAUCAACGCUCAUGGAAGCUUGGGGAGUCGUGCAAGGUGGUCUCGUAGCCGACGGUACAGUCAAAGAUAUUCUUUACGGCCUUCCAGUUGGUUUGAACAAACUGGAUGAUCUGUCUGCUCUACAUGCUGAGAUGACAAAAUAUGGAGGAACCGUUCGUAUUCUCUUGGAUCAUUUAGAUCAAGUAAAAUUUCUGGAGGAAUACGAGAAAGCGCAAGAGCACCCGAAGAAAUGGUCUGCCUUUAUCAAGAUGAAUGGCGGUCUGAAGCGAGCCGGGAUACUUCCAGAGCCUGUAUCUUUCAAGGCAUUCAUGAGGAGGGUUUUUGCGUCUUCGGCAAUUUCGGUGUUUGGUUUUUACACCCACGCAGGAUACUCGUAUGGAUCAACAUCAGUAGAACAAGCCACCUCGUAUUUAACAGGGGAAGUGCGUCUUACCAAUGAUGCAGCGGCCAUGGCCAUGGAAGUUUUGGCAGAGUCAAACGACAGAGAGGUCGACAAUCAGCCAUUCGUCCUCUCCGUGGGAUCCACUCCCACAGCUCUUAGCGCAACCGCGGAAGCAAAGCUGAAGAUGACAUCCACGCUCAAUGGAACACUAGAGCUCCAUACAGGAAAUUAUCCCAUGCUCGACCUCCAGCAGCUACACACAACCUUGAUCGGCCGUCCACAAAUCUCUCAGAAGGUCUUGGCCACCGUCAUUUCAUACUAUCCAGGAAGAGGAAGCGACGGGUUAGACGAGGCCAUGUGCGAUGCUGGUGCCAUAGCUAUGAGCAAAGACACGGGUCGGAUUCCAGGGUUCGGGGAGGUUGUUGGCAAGUCAUGGAAGCUAGGGAGAAUUUCGCAGGAGCACGGAUUCCACAUUGAAGAUCGGAGAUACCAUCGAGAUCAUUGGGCAGCAUGCUUGUUUGAUAGCCGCUGGUCACUCGUGGUACUACAUCGUCGAUUCGAAUGAAGGAGGUGACAAAGUGGUCGACAUCUGGGUCCCAUGGAAGGGUUGGUAG
This is a messenger RNA of Suillus bovinus, 1456 nucleotides long. RefSeq lists its product as uncharacterized. Gene Ontology annotation, biological process: D-serine catabolic process. Gene Ontology annotation, molecular function: D-serine ammonia-lyase activity. The transcript is spliced from 6 exons. The record is from RefSeq and is a predicted model, not a curated record. The annotation marks the transcript as partial. NCBI's taxonomy places the organism in Eukaryota, Fungi, Basidiomycota, Agaricomycetes, Boletales, Suillaceae.